AUGUCAUCAUCAACAUUAACAGCAGAUAAUAAAAAAGUUUUAGAUCAAUUUGUUGAAUUUUCUUGGAAAGGUUUAAGAUCACCAGUUUAUAGAACACCAAAAGAAAUUGAAGGUUGGUAUAUUCCUGCAAAAGAUAAAAAUUCCAAUAAAUUAAUAAUCUGUAAUCAUUUUAUGCCAGGAAAUAGAUAUGGAUUUGCUGGACAUUUACCAGGUUUGGAUUCAUUUGGAGGAUUUGAAGUUAGUUUUUUACCUCAAUAUAAAGCAUUAGUUGAUGCUGGCUAUAAUGUUUUAUGUUAUGAUUUAAGAAAUCAUGGAUUAAGUGAUUCAGCAAAUGGUAAUACAAUUGGAUUUGGAACAUUAGAAUGGAGAGAUGUAAUUGGGUCAAUUAAUUAUGCUAAUUCAAGAUCAGAUACUAAAAAUAUGAUUAAAAGUUUAUUAAGUAUUUGUUUAGGUUGUAAUUCAACAUUUUUUGCAAUGUAUCAUAAACCAGAAGCUUUUAAGGAUAUAAAAUGUUUAGUUGGUGUUCAACCUAUAAGUUUUGGUAAUUAUAUUAAAAAAAAUGCAGAAACAAUGGGUAUGAAUGUUGAUGAAGCUAUUAUAUAUUUUAAUGAAAAUUUAAAAUCUAAAAAUGGUUUAACAUUGGAUAAUUUUGAAACUUGGGAAUAUGCUAAAUUUGAUAAAUUACCAACUAAAAUUUUACAAGUUAAAGCUGAUACUUGGACUUAUCCUGAAGAUGUUGAAAAAAUAUUUGAUGAAAUUGAUAGUAAGGAAAAAGAAUUAUAUUGGAUUACUGGUACUGAUAGAAGAUUUGAUGGUUAUAACUUUUUAGGUAAAAAUCCAGAAGUUGCAAUCGAAUGGUUUGAUAAAUUUAUGAAAUAA
Molecule: messenger RNA, 879 nt
Organism: Lodderomyces jiufengensis
Lineage: Eukaryota; Fungi; Ascomycota; Pichiomycetes; Serinales; Debaryomycetaceae
Product: alpha/beta hydrolase family protein
Exons: 2
Coding region: 1-879 (292 amino acids)
Source: RefSeq, a predicted model, not a curated record